AUGGACCCCCAUGAAGAGCCAAAAUGUGUGACCACGCUGACUGAAAGGUGCAUGCUCCAGGCAGAGGCUCCCUCAUCAGACGUCAAGCUGGCGACCGUAGCAGCCAAGAAAGGCAAGAAGGCCGAGGAGGAGGAGCAGCCUGCUGCACCUGCAGUAGCGGCACCAGAAGCAGCAGCAGCACCACCACCACCAGCAGCAGCAGCAGCAGCAGCAGCAGCUCCGGCCGUGGCAGAAGGAGCAGCAGCAGCAGCAGCUGAGGAGGAAGAGGAGGAGGAGUAUGUGGUGGAGAAGGUUUUGGACCGCCGGGUAAUGAAGGGCAGAGUGGAGUUUCUGUUGAAAUGGAAGGGGUUCUCAGACGAGGACAAUACCUGGGAACCACAGGACAACUUGGACUGUCCUGACCUAAUCGCAGAGUACAUGCAGAAACACAAAGAGAAGGAAGAGAAAAAGAAAGAAACCAAGAGAAAAGCUCCCACCGAGGCCACAGGAGACUCAGCAGAACGAGGGAGUAAGAAGAAGAAGGAGGAGGGGGAGAAAGCCAGAGGUUUUGGUAGAGGUCUGCAGCCGGAGAGGAUUAUUGGAGCAACAGACUCGAGUGGAGAACUGAUGUUCCUCAUGAAGUGGAAAAAUUCAGAUGAGGCGGACCUCGUCCCAGCCAAGGAGGCCAAUGUCAAAUGUCCCCAGGUGGUCAUCUCUUUCUACGAGGAGCGCCUCACCUGGCACUCUUACCCCACGGAGGAGGAGGAGAAGAAAGAGGAGGAGAAAAAAGACUAGAUGAGUAGAGGAUGAGGAGGCGGAGUUGUAGGGCAGAAAACCAACUUCAACUAUGUGCUGGUGAACUGUUAUCCAAGUUAGUAGACUCUUGCAGCCACUUUGGCAGAGAAGUGAUAAAAAAAAAUAAAAAAAUCCCAAAUCAUUGGGAUUGAACUGCCAAUGUAGCUGAGAGAGAGAAGAAGUGUGUUUUCCUGCCCUGGAAGGAGACAGCCCUGCUUUCCUCAAAAGAUGCUCCCACUUGUGUGUCAACUGAACACGUAAGAAACACUUUAAAGAGGUAUGUUGACACUUAAGUUCCUCUCCUUCGCUUUACUUCCCUCACCAAGUACAUGUCACUUAAUGGGAGUCGGUGCCUUUGUUCUGCUAGUAUUUUUCAUUGUCGUCACAAACUAUUAAAUUGAAUCCUAGGAAAUUAUUAAAAGUGUUUGUCUUACAUUUAGUGACAAGUGCUUGGUGUUGGAAAUAAUAGGGAUACAGAACCGGCUGUCAAGUUACCUCUUUAAUACAUGUAUUCAUGUGAGAAGCAAACAGAGAGUUUGGCUGUAGCUGGCAAGUUUGCCACUCCCCCCAGUCACUGGUUUGCUUUUAGAUGUCCUGUAUUAGAUAAGAGGGGGAAAGUGAAUUGUGGUGGUUUGGUGAGAACAAACUUUCCUCCCUGUUUUGACUGAAGACACAGGCGGGAACUUCUUUUGAAUGGGAAAGAAGUGAGGUAUUAUGGAGGAGUUAAAGAAUGGACAGAAACCUUUCUCACAGUAUCCGUUCUCUUUGUGCCACCCAAGUUCUCAUUAUCCCGGUUUCACAUUUGAAACUCCACACAUCAAAAGACUGUAAAUUUCAGACUAGCUAGACACAAUCGUUACGUGAACAGACCAGUUGUUGGCUUUAGCCUUUGCGCGUCCCACCAGCCAAUUGUGCAACCAACCAGCCAGUGUUCAGAUGUCCUGCGUUUUCGUGCUUAGCUUUUAUUUCCAUUUGUUUUUAAUACCUGACAGCUUUUUUCGUUAUUGUAGCCAUGGACAAAGCUCCAGAUUGUACUUUGCUUCCUGUUAGUUUUAUUUUAAAAUUUCUGAAAAUCAAAACUGUUUAAAAAACAGUAUUUUAUCAAACCUGAGCUUAGUUUUUUUGUGCUCAUUUUACAGAGUUUCAUUGGCAAGCAUUUUUUGUGAAUGUAAGUCUGUUGAUCUGUUACAAUAUACAGAGUGGGCUUAAUGUAAAUUAGGUUUGAUCCCAAAACUUCUAAAGUUGGUUGGUGAGCUGUCAGAUGGCUGGUGUGUGUGUACACACUGAACUGCUUCAGACAGAUCAGCAGCUGACUGGAUGUCAUUUCCACUGAGUGAUGGGUACACAGUUUGACCUCAAUUGAAGACUUGCAUGGAGCAGAUUCUCAUAGCCGUGUAGACUUGGCUCAGACUGCUUUUGUCAAACCAACACCUCCAGCCUCUUGUGUGGCCGGUUAGGUGGAAGUUCCCCAAUGAGGUCAAUGUUCUAUCACUUAGUGGAUGUGCAUUCAAUAACAAAUACAACUGCGUUCUCCUGCCCAUGGAGGACAAAAUAAAAAAUUGCGACAAAUUUCCACAACCUUGUUUUUAAUCUUUUCACACAUAUUUUCUAGGCUGUAUUAUUUAGCUUGCACUUGCCGGGCGACACUCAAGACAUAAUGACUGCAAAUUUUCAGUAGCUCCUGGUUCCUCUUGCUCGCAGAUCGUACUAUGUUCCACACUCCCUUUCAUAUUUGCAAAUAGGGUAAUAGGAUAGAACUUUUGAAUUCUGCAUGAUCAAUAUAAUCACUUCAUAUUGAAUGUAGCCCGGCUGUGCUUAUUUCCAGGUAUACUCUAUUAAAGCUAAUAUUGUAGCUCACUCUGUUAGCGGACCUAGGUUAGUAAGUUCAAAUCUCCUUUCCCAUUACAGUUUACUAUGGGUGACCUUUUCCUGCUUUGAGUUAUCUUGAAAAGAGAAUAACAUUCUGAAAAAUAUAUUUCCAUAAUUAUAUUUUUCUAUUCCCAGUGGAUGUUUUAUUCUCUGCUUCACCUCACACUGCGUCACAUCACGAUCCUAGACAGAGCAGCUAUUUUUAAAUAAAAUUACCCUUUUCCCCAAAGAAUUUGGUAAUUUUUAGUGAACCCUAACCACGUGUGACAUGUUGAAGAAGGCAUAUAAUGACCUUAAGCAGUAAGUUGCAUUAAAGACUUUACAGGUGACGACAGGUUGUCUAAGCAUAAUCAAAUUCCUACUGUCUUUCACAAAAAUACUUGUUCUACAUUUAACUGGUACCACAUCUAAUGUUUCUGAACCAAAAAUGUUUUUUAAAUCUCUGACUCGUUUGCUGCCCAAUUUACAGUACAGCGCUAUUUUCAGAGUGCUCGCCCGAGCUUUCAGGCUACCGCUAGCUGGCACUAAGGUCAACCGUCCACGCAGCAGUUGUGGCAUGCAAUGCAGUUCUUUACCUCACGCGAGAACCUAGCUGUCACCCUUCAGUCUGUAUACCUGUCACUGUGAAUCUGCAGCGCUCCCCUUGCUAACACCAACUUCUUCCUAGUUAAUUCUGUGGGAAACUGCAACAUCCGUUUGUCUUUUCAUCUGGGUCCAAAUUACAGGUCUAAAUGUCAAUCUGAAAAUUGUAUUCUUUUAGCCAGUGUUUGUUUAGCUGUAAAAAUUUUGGUUGUUACAGGCUCUUAUGUCUUCACAGUGUGCAACAGUCUUAUGACUGAAAUAUCCUUCACUCGGACUCCCCCUUGACAGGAAGGGAUUGAAUUGGCUGUAUCUGGGUCCGCUACUUAGCUUUUCUAUCUUGUCUCUGAAACUGUUCUCAGUGUUUAGCAGAUUAGCUUGUGUUAUCUUGUUGCUUGUAUAUUGGUUUCACGUGGAUUGUCACUGUCAGGCUGAUCUUACUUUGUCUGUUUUGGACAAUAAAGUUUUUUUGUUUUCAUAAUAA
This is a messenger RNA of Pleuronectes platessa (European plaice), 3706 nucleotides long. RefSeq names its product chromobox protein homolog 1. The transcript has 5 exons. Lineage: Eukaryota; Metazoa; Chordata; Actinopteri; Pleuronectiformes; Pleuronectidae. Gene Ontology annotation, cellular component: pericentric heterochromatin; nucleus. Gene Ontology annotation, molecular function: chromatin binding. Gene Ontology annotation, biological process: negative regulation of transcription by RNA polymerase II; chromatin organization. Bases 1 to 774 code for a protein of 257 amino acids. The record is from RefSeq and is a predicted model, not a curated record.